AUACUGUUUUAGACGAUUCGAGAAUGAAGUGAAAGCCAGAAUCAAAACUCUUAUCACACAAACUACAGCUUCUCUGUAUAGAAGAGGCGAUGGAAGGAGGAGAGAGAAGAGUAAAGCUGUAUUGCCCAUCCCUACCCAAAGCAAUCGAAAUAGUUGCAGUAGAUGACCAGAAACUGGACCUCGGGUCCAUAGCCCGCGCAUUCGGGCUCGACCCGAACACCCUCAAGCUCAACGGCUACUUCAUCGCUACAACCCCCCAUCACAUCGCUUCUUCUCUAACCUGGAACUCUCUUCUUCGUUUCUUCACCGCCCGUGGCUUGCCCUCCGGCGCUGCCCCUCUCCUCGUCCACGGCAAGAUUUGCUCCAAAAGAUCCCACCAAGUUGAAGAUGCUGCAGAUGUCACCAGAGAUAGUAAGAGGCACCAUUGCAGCACUAGUAGCAAUCCAGGUAAUCUCAACAAAUCUAGUGGGUUGUGUCUGAAGAGAGAGUGGGGGUUGGAAGACGAAAGUCAUGUGAAGAGAGCAAGAUCAGAUGAAGGCCAGUUUUCGUGCAGUUUUAUCAGCAGAAACUUGAAACGAAUGCGAAUUGAUGAGAUCGUUGCUGCUACACCUUUCAAGAAACUAAGAUAAGUAGAACCUGAAAAUUGCCAAUUGUUUGCUUCUGUUGUAAAAUGAUGUGUGUGCGUGCUAUGAAACUAUCAUCUUUUGAUAUAUGACAACAAAUCUAUGGUACUGGAAUA
Molecule: messenger RNA, 739 nt
Organism: Salvia splendens (bonfire salvia)
Lineage: Eukaryota; Viridiplantae; Streptophyta; Magnoliopsida; Lamiales; Lamiaceae
Product: amino acid-ligase
Exons: 2
Coding region: 90-629 (179 amino acids)
Source: RefSeq, a predicted model, not a curated record